Messenger RNA from Hansenula ciferrii, 1167 nucleotides. RefSeq names its product O-phospho-L-serine:2-oxoglutarate transaminase (gene SER1). Gene Ontology annotation, cellular component: cytoplasm. Gene Ontology annotation, biological process: L-serine biosynthetic process. Gene Ontology annotation, molecular function: pyridoxal phosphate binding; O-phospho-L-serine:2-oxoglutarate transaminase activity. The transcript has a single exon. The record is from RefSeq and is a predicted model, not a curated record. Bases 1 to 1167 code for a protein of 388 amino acids. Lineage: Eukaryota; Fungi; Ascomycota; Saccharomycetes; Phaffomycetales; Wickerhamomycetaceae.
AUGAGUCAAACAUUAGAAAGAGAAGAACCACAUUACUUCGGUGCUGGUCCAGCUGUUUUACCAACCUCUGUUUUACAACAAGCUGCUUAUGAUUUGAUAAAUUAUCAAGGUAUUGGAUUAGGUGUUGGUGAAAUUUCUCAUCGUUCAGGCCCAGCAAAUGAUGUUAUUGAAAACACAAAGAAACAUUUCAAAGAAUUGUUAUCAAUUCCAGAUACUCAUGAAGUUUUCUUCUUACAAGGUGGUGGUACUUCUGGAUUUUCAUCAAUUGCAACUAAUUUAUUAGCUUCAUAUGUUAAAAAAACUGGUAAAAAGGGUAAAGGUGCUUAUGCUAUAACUGGUUCAUGGAGUAAAAAAGCUUAUGAAGAAGCUGAAAGAUUAGGAGUUGAAACUGAAGUUUUAACAGAUUCUAAAAAAGUUUAUGGAUCAUUUGGUAAAAUUCAACCAGUUUCUGAAUGGAAACAACCAGAUCCAAAAGAUACAGCUUAUGUUUAUUAUUGUGAUAAUGAAACUGUUAAUGGUGUUGAAUUCCAAUCAGAACCACAAUUCGAAGGUAUUGAAAUUGUCGCUGAUUUAUCAUCAAAUAUUUUAUCACGUAAAGUUGAUGUUAGUAAAUAUGGUUUAAUCUUGGCUGGUGCUCAAAAAAAUGUUGGUUUAGCUGGGUUAACUGUUUAUAUCAUCAAGAAUUCAUUAUUAGAACAAGCUUCAGAUGAUGAAUUAAAAGCUUUAAACGCUCCAUUAUCACCAAUUGCAUUCCAUUAUCCAACUGUUGUUAAAAAUAAUAGUGCUUAUAAUACAAUUCCAAUUUUCACUUUACAUAUUUUGGAUUUAGUUUUACAAAAUUUAAUUAAACAAGGUGGAUUAACAACUCAACAAGAAAUUAAUGAACGUAAAGCUAAAAAAUUAUAUGAAGUAUUAGAUCAAUAUCCUCAAUUAUUUAAUUUACCAGUUGAUAAAUCUGUUAGAAGUAAUAUGAAUGUUGUUUUCACAAUUAAUGGUGAAGGUUUAGAAGAAUCAUUCUUGAAAGAAGCUGGUGAAGCUAAAUUAACUGGUUUGAAAGGUCAUCGUUCAGUUGGUGGUAUUCGUGCAUCUUUAUAUAAUGCUGUUACAGAAGAGACUGUUGAUUUAUUAGUUGAUUUUGUUAAGAAAUUUGCUGAAGCUCAUAAAUAA